This is a messenger RNA of Moesziomyces antarcticus, 744 nucleotides long. RefSeq names its product GPR1 family protein. Bases 1 to 744 code for a protein of 247 amino acids. Gene Ontology annotation, cellular component: plasma membrane. The transcript is spliced from 4 exons. Gene Ontology annotation, molecular function: acetate transmembrane transporter activity. NCBI's taxonomy places the organism in Eukaryota, Fungi, Basidiomycota, Ustilaginomycetes, Ustilaginales, Ustilaginaceae. The record is from RefSeq and is a predicted model, not a curated record.
AUGUCUUCUGAAGACUUCCGCACCAAAAACCUUGAAGCUCAGCCUGUCAGCCAGGGACCCUAUGAUGGCUCUGGCAUCGAGCUUGGCCGCGCAACCACCAUCGGGGGCCAUGUUGCAGACAAUUCGCAAUAUGGAUUUCCUAUCCAGCACCGAAAGCUAGCUGCUCCCUUGCCUCUGGGCUUGUUUGCUUUUGCAACCACGACCUUUGCUCUGAGCAUGUACAACAUCAACGCUCGCGGAGUCGACGUGCCCAACGCAAUCGUCUCCUUGGCUCUUGUGUAUGGAGGCGCCACACAAUGGAUCUGCGGUGUGUUUGAAUUUGUUUGCGGAAACACGUUUGGCGCCGUGGCAUUCAUGACCUUUGGCAGCUUCUGGCUCAGCUACUGCGUGCUGCUCAUCCCCUGGUUCGGCGUUAUCUCGGCGUUUAUGGUUGACGGCAAGCUCAGUCCAGAGUUCAAUCAGGCGGUGGCUAUCUACCUAUGGGCAUGGUUCAUCGUUGUCUUCAUCAUCAUUCUGGCUUCGUUCAAGUCAUCAGUCGCUAUUGUAGUCACGCUCGUACUCGUCGAGAUCGUUAUCCUGCUACUUGCCAUCGGCAACAUGAACGGCAACGAGAGCAUCAUCAAGGCUGGAGGUGCGAUGGGCCUGGCUACGUCAGCGGCCGCUUUCUAUACGGGAGCAGCUGCGUUGCUGACUCCGGAUCUGUCGUACUUCCAGCUUCCUGUUGGCAACAUGGCACGAGCUUGA